UCACAAAGGUGGGUCUUUGCGACAUGGUAACUGAGAAGGAAGCAGGAAGUUUGUCUGAAAAGAUGAUGACAUUUAAGAAGCAGGAAGUGCACUGAGAACUUUUUGCUGGACUCGCUGGGACAGCAAAGUGCAUGAAGGUCCGGCAGUUAAAAGUCGAACGAAGAUUGAUAGCCCUGUGGGACAGAUCAUGGCAGCAGCCGCAGAGGAAGACCGAGUGAAGGAGCACCGAGUCAGGACCCUUCAGAGUGAUGUGGAAGGAGUGAAGACCAUCAUGUCUGAGAAUGUCGACCGCAUCCUGGCUCGCGGAGAGAAGUUGGACGACCUGAUGAACAAGACCGAGGAUUUACAAGCCAGUUCAGAACACUUCAAAACCACCUCCCAGAAAGUGGCAAGGAAGUACUGGUGGAAGAAUACAAAAAUGAUCAUCUUACUAGUCGUUGUUGUUCUCAUUAUCCUGAUUCUGAUCAUCCUUUUUGCAACAAAAGUCAUUCCAACCUAACAGCAAGAGCCUUUGUACACUUCACCAUGGUCUUAGUUUGUUGUGUAACAAAGAUUUUUAUUCUUUCUGGCCAGUUUAUGCCCUGCUGUCAUGAUGGAAAUGCGCUCUUGGUUUUACUGUUGAUUUUGUACUGUAUAUUUUUUCAGAGCCACCCCCUUGCUGUACACAACCCUGCAAAAUCCCUUGUAAAAAACUUACUGGUGUAAAUGUUGACUCAAUAAAAUAUUAGGUAAAGGGCUGGAAACGUAA
Carcharodon carcharias (great white shark) is the source of this 748-nucleotide messenger RNA. Its product is annotated as vesicle-associated membrane protein 8-like. The transcript is spliced from 3 exons. The record is from RefSeq and is a predicted model, not a curated record. NCBI's taxonomy places the organism in Eukaryota, Metazoa, Chordata, Chondrichthyes, Lamniformes, Lamnidae. Gene Ontology annotation, cellular component: SNARE complex; plasma membrane. Gene Ontology annotation, biological process: vesicle-mediated transport; SNARE complex assembly; vesicle fusion. The coding region runs from base 188 to 499 and encodes 103 amino acids. Gene Ontology annotation, molecular function: SNAP receptor activity; syntaxin binding.